AAUAACGAUAAAAGCCAAAAAAGAUAUUCUCAUUCUUGUCAACGAAGCUGAAAGUAACAGCAAGAUGACUCUGUAAAGUUGCGAUUACGCAUCACAAAUUGAAGAAUUAAUGCAGCUGCAGUUAAUAAACAACAAAUUUAUGAUAAUUACAACUAUUUUUUUUGCAGUUUAAUUUGUAAUUGAAGCAGAAUUUCAAGCAGAAGCAUAUUCCAUUGGAGUAGAACAAAGGUACUUGAUUCUGCUUGAAAUGGCAGACAGCAACAUAAAGCAGCCUUUAUUACAUCUGCCACCUCAAACCUGUCAAAAUGUUGCCCCAAUGAGAAGAAGAUUACGCCGAUUUAAAAGUGCUCCUAUGGCCGAAUUUUUUCCUGGAGAGAUAAAUGACACAAAGGACAACCAAUCACUCCCACGUUCUGAUUCAAUUUUGGAUAAACUCCAUCCAAGUUUCAGAAAAGUUAUGUUUUACUUGGUUAUAUACCUGGCUAUUGGUACCAUGUGCUUUUACUUUGUUCAGAACCAGAUCGAGGGAAAGAAAGUAAACGGAGUUCUUGAUUCUCUUUACUUCUGUGUUGUGACAAUGACCACUGUUGGAUAUGGGGACCUUGUGCCGGAUAGUACAACUUCUAAACUGCUUGCUUCCGUCUUUGUUUUCUCCGGGAUGGCCCUUGUCGGACUGGUUUUAAGUGAAGGAGCAGAUUACCUAGUGGAGAAGCAGGAAACACUAUUAAUCAAAGCAAUGCAUGUGCGUCGUAAAGUUAGUCCUAGUGAAAUUUUAAAAGAAAUUGAAACAAACAAAUUAAGGUACAAGUGCCUUGUCACAACGGUCUCUCUCGUGGUGUUAAUGGUUGUUGGAACGGUGUUCCUUGCCAAGGUAGAAAAGUUAAGUACCAUUGAUGCCUUUUAUUGUGUCUGUUCUACCAUCACAACCUUAGGAUAUGGAGACAAAAGCUUCUCAACAAGAGCGGGGCGCAUUUUUGCUGUGUUUUGGAUUUUGACUAGCACCAUUUGUUUGGCUCAGUUCUUCCUUUAUGUUGCUGAAGUCAACACAGAAAAGAGACGGAAGGAGCUGGUGAAGUUGGUUCUUACAAGAAGGAUGACAAAUGUAGACUUGGAAGAAGCUGAUCUUGAUAAUGAUGGGCUUGUUGGGGCUGCUGAAUUUGUGGUUUAUAAGCUUAAGGAGAUGGGGAAGAUCAACCAAGACGACGUUUCACUUUUGUUGGACGAGUUUGAAAAUCUUGAUGUUGACCAGUCUGGAACUUUGUCUACCACAGAUUUGACACUUGCUCAAUCAUCUUGAAAGGGAAGGCGGCUGCAGUGCUGCAUAAAAUUCCAUAUCGAGCUAGCGUGUUAUUUCCAUGAGCUUCUGCAGAGUCUUGAGUCUGGUGCUCAUUUCAUCGUAUCGUGAGUGUUUUUUCAACAGGUACCGGAGUCAUAUUCAGUUUAUCCACUUCAUAGAAUGCACCAUGUAUAUGCAGUGUAAAUUAAGGUAAAAACAACAGUUAUUGUGGCUUUGCUGGUGGGCUAUUCGACUCGGUUAUUGUAGUCUUGAAUCUGAAUUGAGUUUCUCCUGAAAGUUUGUUUACAGAAACUGUGAAGCGCCUUUUUCUGGUGGAACUUGAAAGACAACAAGCCAUUAUUUGAUUUUGAAUAUACAGUGAAAUAGAUUUACCAAUUUGAGAUGUGAACAUUCUUUCAUCGGCAAAAAAGAAUGUAUGAUUUAUGAA
This is a messenger RNA of Nicotiana tabacum (common tobacco), 1724 nucleotides long. RefSeq names its product two-pore potassium channel 1-like. Gene Ontology annotation, cellular component: plant-type vacuole membrane; plasma membrane. Lineage: Eukaryota; Viridiplantae; Streptophyta; Magnoliopsida; Solanales; Solanaceae. The record is from RefSeq and is a predicted model, not a curated record. Gene Ontology annotation, biological process: potassium ion transmembrane transport; stabilization of membrane potential. Gene Ontology annotation, molecular function: outward rectifier potassium channel activity; potassium ion leak channel activity.